Messenger RNA from Ictalurus punctatus (channel catfish), 1758 nucleotides. RefSeq names its product protein NATD1. The transcript is spliced from 4 exons. The record is from RefSeq and is a predicted model, not a curated record. The coding region runs from base 120 to 497 and encodes 125 amino acids. NCBI's taxonomy places the organism in Eukaryota, Metazoa, Chordata, Actinopteri, Siluriformes, Ictaluridae.
CGCCAUCUCGUGUUCCUUUGAGGAAUUUUAUUGCUUUUGUCAGUUCGCUUCCGUAAACAUGGCUGGAAACAAAGGUCAAAUGGUUAAUGUUAUAAAUGACUUUAAUUGAGUAUUGAGCCAUGGGACUGCACACAAUGUUCUGUAGAGGAGCUCGGGCGCUGACCAAAAUCAAAUUAAGCAUGUCGCCAUUCUGUGUUUUGAGCAGCGAGCCAUACCGAGUGAUUCACGACAGGAAACAACGUCGUUUCAUUAUCAGACUGGACGACGGAGGUAAAGUACAAAGCGCGGUGCUGAAGUACUCAUACAGGAGUGACGGACACCUACAUUUGUUAUCGACCCAAGUUCCGGAGUCUUUCAGAGGUAAAGGAGUAGCUGCGAGUCUGGCCAAGUGGCAAGGGGUGAUGUAUAUUAGGCAGCAACUGAACAGUCAUUUCUCAAAGUUGAUGUGUUGGAAGCAGGAAACAUGGGCAAGUGUAAGUGGGCAUAUCUCAAUCUGAUCGAGCAUCUUUGGGAUGUGCUGGACAAACAGGUCCAAUCCUUGGCCCCACCUCACAAUUUACAGGACUUAAAUGAUCUGCUGCUAACGUCUUGGUACCAGAUACUACAGCACACCUUCUUGUGGAGUCCAUGCCUCGACAGAUCAGAGUUGAUUUGGCAGCACAAGGGGGACACAAUGUUAGGCAGGUGGUUUUAAUAUUAUGGCUGAUCUGUGUAAUUGCACAGUCUACAUAUAGAUGAAAGGCAGCUUUCUUAUAUGAUAAUGAGAUAUGACUUUAACAAAUCAAUAUACAAAUACACAUAUUGCAGAUCACAUUUAAUUGUUACAUAACAAAGAGGAUAAAACACAUGGGAUCUCUUUAUUUAUACAUUUAGCAAUGCUUUUAUUAAUCAGUGUGUUUAGAGGUCCACAUCUAAAGAGGUCUGGGCUUAUGUGUCACACUGAAUCUUAUCAAAAUAAGUAGAAGUAGUCGAAAGCAUGUGUCUCAUCUCAGCUGCUACAUCCAAACUAGAUCACUUUUGAUUCGAUGCACACAAGGACACUGAACCCUGCAUCCCAUAAAUAAAUGCUGGCAAAUAGUAUAGACAGUUGAGUUCAUUGGUUUAGUGGGGGUUGUGUAUUGCAUUUCACAUAAUUUUUCCAUGAGCAAAAAGCCCAUUUACACCAGCAGCAACACAGCCUGUGAACGUUGGGGUGUAUUAAUGUCUGUGAUUUCUGGUUUUAAAAACCUUAUUCACCUGAUAAUAAAGAUUAAAAUCUGAAAUAAUCCUGGAUUGUUAUAAAGUUGUGUACAGACCUUAGCAGUUCUAUUAUUUUCUUGCAGCUGUAGUGAAGGCAUUAAACAGCAUUGUCAUAGAUUGUUGAAGGAGUAAAUUAAGUAUAUAAGUGACCUAUCCAUAUUUCAGACCUUUAGCCUUAACCAGGCGGCUUGUGUAAAAGGAAAAAACAUUCAAACCCAUGUGUUAAUUCUAUUAUUAUAGCACACAUUUAACAAAAUAUUUCUGGUAUCUGAUAAACAGACAGUUUUAUUUAUACAUUUCUCUUAAAUCAAAUUUUAUGUAUAGAUUUGCCAAAGCAAGUGUAAUGAGCCCUGAUGAUUUGGCUGCUAAAUUUAAAACAGGAUACUGUAGGAAAAACUUUGCAUUUUAAUAAAAUAAAUCAUCAACUAAAAUGAUAAUGUUCUCUAUAGUGAAAAUAAUAAUAAAUAAUGCUAAUGGAUUUUUCAGUGUUACCAUCUUUGGGUGAUAUAUAAUGUGUGU